Messenger RNA from Episyrphus balteatus (marmalade hoverfly), 1813 nucleotides. Its product is annotated as synaptic vesicle glycoprotein 2A-like. NCBI's taxonomy places the organism in Eukaryota, Metazoa, Arthropoda, Insecta, Diptera, Syrphidae. Gene Ontology annotation, cellular component: membrane. The coding region runs from base 65 to 1684 and encodes 539 amino acids. Gene Ontology annotation, biological process: transmembrane transport. The record is from RefSeq and is a predicted model, not a curated record. The transcript has 8 exons. Gene Ontology annotation, molecular function: transmembrane transporter activity.
CUUUAAUUAAAAAAAAUUGUGUCUUAUUUUUCACUCCCAAAAAGGAUUUAUAAUUUAAAAAAAAAUGGCUGGAGAGGAUCAGGAUCUUCUAGAAAAUACUGUCAAAGUCAAAUUACUAACAAUUCAAAAUGGACAAAAACCCGAAAAAGGAGUCAUCCCUUUUUCAGAAGCCUUAGAAAAGACAAAAUUUGGAAAAUUCAAUUACUUCCUAAUCAUCAUUGCUGGCUUAGUGUUGGCUAAUGUUCUCCUCGAAACAGCAUCCAUUGGCUUCAUUCUACCCAUUUCACAAUGUGAUAUGCAACUUACAAACCAAGAUAAAGGAAUUUUAAGUGCUAUCGGUUUUCUUGGUAUUAUUUUAAGUUCACAUUUAUGGGGUUUCUUGGCCGAUACAAAGGGCCGAAGAAAAGUCAUUCUACCAACUUUAUUAAUGGCUUUUGUCUUCACUGUCCUAUCAUCAUUUUCUCAUAAAUUUUGGCUUUUAGUGCUUUUGAGACUUAUCAAUGGAUUCUUUGUAUCUGGAGGAUCAGCUACUAUAUACGCUUAUUUGGGUGAAUUCCAUACUGAUCGCUCAAGAGCCCGUGCUAUGAUGGGAUCAUCAUUUAUUUUUGCCCUUGGAGCUAUGAUUCUCCCAUUGAUUGCUUGGCUAGUUAUUAACCAAGUUUGGGAAUUACCAAUACCGUUUUUGGGUAUAACCUACAAACCAUGGCGUUUUUUCAUGAUCGUUUGUGGUAUUCCUGGAUUUUUAUGCGGAUUAUUUUUAAUAUUCUUGCCAGAGAGUCCGAAAUUUUUACUCUCUGUUGGCAAGGACAAAGAAGCUAUUGAAGUAUUAAAGAGAAUGUACAGAUGGAAUGUUGGAGAUGAUAGUGAAUUUGAGCUCAAUGGAAUUAUUCCAGAAAAAGACACAACCAUUAGAAAAGAAGAAAAUUCAGAUAAAAAGUCUAAUAUUGUAACUGCAUUUUUGAGCACAAUGUGGGCACAAACUGUGCCUCUAUUUGAAAAGAAAUACUGCCGAAUAACUGUGAUAAUUUGUACCAUUCAAUUCUGGCUGUAUGUUACAACAAAUGGAAUGUAUAUGUGGUUCCCACAUAUUGCAAAUAGUAUGGUGGAAUUUAUGAAGGAACAUCCUGGCAAUAAGACUCUGAUUUGUGAAGUGGUCUAUGCCAAGCAUGCAUCCAUUUAUAAAGAAGAUGGGUCAAUGACAUGCCAAGCCAGUCUUGAAGAUAACACAUUUAUGUAUUCAUUGGUAAUGGAAAUACUCUAUGCAACAGGUUUUGCUGUAAUUGGAGUGAUUAUCAACAGAGUUGGAAAGAUUCCAAUUUUAUUUGUUGUAUUGAUUUUCUUUGCAUCAUGUGGAAUUGCAUCAAUUCAUGUGGAUAAUCCAUCAAUUUCUGUAUAUCUUUAUGUACUUUUGUUCUUAGCAGGAGUUGGAAUUAAUGUUCUUGGUGCUGCAACAGUAGAAUUAUAUCCAACUCAUUUAAGAGGAAUGGCGAUAUGCAUUUCAUUGAUGUUUGGUCGUCUAGGAAGUGUUGUUGGAGCAAAUAUUGUUGGACUUUUGCUAGCUGAACAUUGUGAAUCAACAUUUUAUAUAUCCACAGUAGCAUUGAUACUAUGUGGAUUUUUGGCAUUCUUAAUACCAAAACAGGAAAAACAAAAAGGAGAUGAAGAAACUGGCCUUGAUGAAUGAAAAGGCCAUAGACUGAUUUUAGAAUAAGUUUUAAUAAUAAAUGUAUAUUUUGUUAUAGUUAGUCAAUUAUAACUAUAAAGAAAAACUACAAUUACAAAUAAAGACGAUAGUUUUGGAUUUUAAAUUUAA